Molecule: messenger RNA, 1344 nt
Organism: Penicillium verrucosum
Lineage: Eukaryota; Fungi; Ascomycota; Eurotiomycetes; Eurotiales; Aspergillaceae
Product: MFS transporter
Exons: 4
Coding region: 1-1344 (447 amino acids)
Biological process (GO): transmembrane transport
Cellular component (GO): membrane
Molecular function (GO): transmembrane transporter activity
Source: RefSeq, a predicted model, not a curated record
AUGGCAACUACUCGUGUAAUUCAAAAAACCCGCGAUUCGAAUCUCAUCGCUCUCGAGGCUUUGCCUCAUAGCCUGUCAGAUACAGGUUCACCUUUGGGUCCUGAAAGUUUUCCGUUGUUGGAGAAAUGGAACCAGCCUCGCGUCAAUAUUCAUCGAACCUUUGCAACAUUCUGGUCAUUCCUAGUCAUGGGUGCGAAUGACGCAGCCUAUGGUCUAGAAUCAUACUACCAUCUAUCGUACACGGUUGUGUCUCUCGUUUUCUUGUCACCUCUAGUAGGCUAUACAGUCGCCGCUUUUCUCAAUCACCGCAUCCACUAUACGUUCGGUCAACGUGGUGUGGCCAUUAUCGGGCCAGCGUGCCAUCUCAUUGCCUAUAUUAUCAACUGCAUUCAUCCACCGUAUCCAGUACUAGUGGUCGCAUUCAUCUUUGCAGGGUUGGGAAAUGGCCUAGAGGAUGCUGCAUGGAAUGCAUGGAUUGGUAACAUGGCUAAUGCAAAUGAGGUGCUGGGAGUGUUGCAUGGCAUCUAUGGAGCUGGUGCAGUUAUGAGUCCGUUGGUCGCAACGUCAAUGAUUGCUAAGGGUGGCCUGCCGUGGUAUUACUUUUAUUAUGUCAUGGUUGCAUGUGCGGCCAUCGAAUUGGUGGUUUCUGGUGCAUGCUUCUGGAAAUCAACCGCCGCCGAUUUCCGCACAUCCAAUAUACCCUCAUCUGACGAGACCAAAAAAGGUGGCUUGAGAGAUGCACUCUUCAAGCGCCCUGCUGCCCGGGUAACCUGGCUCUGCGCAUUGUUCCUGCUGGGAUACGUGGGAGUAGAGGUUGCGCUGGGAGGGUGGAUUGUUACUUUUAUGAUCCGAGUUCGGCAAGGUAGUGCCUUUGCUAGCGGUAUGACAGCCACUGGAUUCUGGUUGGGUAUCACAGUUGGACGGGUAGUUUUGGGGUUCGUGACCCCCCGGGUGGGCGAGAAAGUCGCAAUUUCGAACCGGACUGAUCUCCAACAGGUAUAUAUUGUGUGCUCGAUAGGAUUUGGUUUGGUUUUAUGGCUUGUACCCCAGUUCUAUGCGUCAGCCGUGGCAGUGUCUCUUCAAGGCUUCUUCCUUGGACCCCUUUUCCCUGGGGCAGUUGUGAUUGUUACCAAGCUUCUUCCUCGGCACCUGCAUGUCACCUCAAUAGGGUUUGUCGCUGCCUUUGGGGGUAGUGGGGCGGCAAUCCUCCCUUUUGCAGUCGGUGUGCUUGCACAAGCCAAGGGAGUGAAAGUGCUACAGCCAUUUAUCAUCGCCCUAUCUGGUGCCAUUCUCAUCACGUGGCUGGGAUUGCCACGGGUGGUCAAGGUCAGACACAAUGAAUAA